Meloidogyne enterolobii is the source of this 494-nucleotide messenger RNA. The record is from the annotation of a GenBank genome assembly. Lineage: Eukaryota; Metazoa; Nematoda; Chromadorea; Rhabditida; Meloidogynidae.
UCAGGGCUCUGUGAGAUUUUACAUUUUCCUUUACAUUGGUAAUUCUCCUUACAACGAGUUGGUUCGGAUUGAGUUAAUAAUUCCCCAUGUUUAGUCCACAACUUUUCUUUCUCAGAUAUUCCACAUCUCGAUUUUCCCUUACUCUCCACCAGCUCAGAUUAUCUCAAAGAUGUACCAAAACAAAAAUAAAUUUAAUUCUUUUUUUAAAGAGAAAUACAUUAAAUGGAAAUGAAAUGAUACAAGAUGUAUUAAAUCAAAUAAAGAGAACAACAAAUUUAAAUACAAAUUUAUUUCAACAAAAUUUAUUUAUUACAAAUUAUUUAAAUAGAUUAUUUAAUGUCCAAUCUUCUUUAAAAAAUUUUGAAUCAAAUUUAGAAAAUACUAGAAGUGCUGUUUUGAAUUCUACAAGAAGAUUAAAAUUAGACGAAGUUAAUGAAUUAACUACGGCUUUGGGGGAAAUUGGGCGGGAAUCUGUGGAAUUGAAAGGUGCUUAA